AUAAUGAAACAAACGAACUAAAGUACUUAAACUAAAUGUAUCAUGGUGGCUAAACUAAGUGCUACUGCUAAUACAGUAAUUAAUUAAAUUUAAUUUAGGUUAACUUGAAAACUUGUGAAGCAGAUGAAGUGGUUACAAGUUUUACUUUUUGCUUUAUUAUGACAUUCGUUCGGGAAAUUGACAAUGUGAUAAAAAAAUAACAUCCUCCAUUUAUUACAACCUUUACUCAAACAAAGACUAUAUUAAUGGGUUGUUUUAAGUCAUUGCUGGGUAAAAUACAACAUAGCUAAUUGCAAAAUAGAUCAUUAAAAAUAUGAUACUUACAGAGAAUGAUGGAGGGUCUGAGAACAUAAAUUCAAUUGUUUUCAACCAGUCAAAAAAUGAACUAUUCAAACUUGCGGAAAGCUACAAAAUACUACAAAGGAAGCUCAAAGGGAACUGGAAAGUUUUGAGCAACAAGGAUGAGAUAAGUGGGUCAGUGCUGAAUGGUGUGAGUGUGUUUGUUGUCGCCGCUCCUCGUGAGAAGUUUACUGAGAGUGAGUUUAACGUGAUGAAGAAAUACUUGGACAGCGGAGGCAGCCUACUAGUGCUCAUGACUGAGGGUGGAGAGAAGACUCUGCAGACCAACAUCAACUUUCUCCUGGAGGAGUAUGGCAUAAUGGUAAACAACGAUUGUGUGGUGAGGACACAUUACUACAAGUAUUUUCAUCCAAAAGAAUGUUUGGUCGCAAAUGGUGUGCUGAAUCGAGGACUCAUUAAAGACUCUGGGAAAAAAGUCGAGAACUUUGCUCAGGCACUCAGCUUCGUGUAUCCCUUUGGAGCAACGUUGAACAUUGCGCGGCCAGCUACAGCUGUGUUGUCAAGUGGUACAGUUGCCUUCCCUCUCAACCGGCCGGUGAUGGCAUUUUAUGGCAGUGGUGGGAAGCUUGUGGUGCUGGGUUCCAGCCAUCUCCUGUCAGACCAGUACAUUGACAAAGAGGAUAACGACAAGUUGAGAGAGAUCAUUUUCUCAUACCUUACAACUGACCAAGUGCAGCUCAACCCCCUAGAUGCUGAUGAUCCAGAGAUAUCGGACUACGCUCAAGUGCCAGACACGUGUUACUUGGCCGAGCUGCCUCGUGGGUGUGUCCAGGAGGCUGUGGAGGAGGUUCCGCCUGACUACACACGCCUUUUUGAUCACAGCCUCUACUCUGUACACAUGGACAUGGUGCCAGCGGUGAUCGAUGCUUAUGACCAGUUACAGGUUAAACAUGAGCCACUAAAACUCAUCCCUCCGCAGUUUGAGUCUCCGUUGCCUCCUCUACAGCCUGCGGUUUUCCCACCGUCGUUCCGUGAUCUACUACCGCCAGCUCUGGAGUUGUUUGACCUUGAGGAGGCAUUCAGUUCAGAGAGAGCUCGGCUGUCGCAGUUGGCCAACAAGUGUCUCGGCCACGGAGGGAGAGCUAGCAGUGGGGGUAGAGUGGCCGGAGCAGCACUGGAUGACGAAAUAGCAGACCUGGAGUACUGGAUAAGGGAGGCAGGUCAGAUCAUCGGAGUAGGCAGUCCUUUAGACGAUGCCUCCAAGAUCCUACAUGCAGUCACUCUACUCAUCGCUGAGUUUAAGAAGAACAAUGUUUUUACCAAAGAUGAGAAGCUGAUCUAACCACACUAAUGUGUGACCGUCAGGUGAAAAUUAAAACUUUUCAAGUUAUAAAUAAGUGUUUUUGUAUGUGUUAACAGUUUUCAAAUGUACAUCUCAAGCAUCAAUAAUUAACAUUUUCACCUCUCUCUGAUGUGCUAUAUGAUUGUUACAA
This is a messenger RNA of Macrosteles quadrilineatus (aster leafhopper), 1793 nucleotides long. Its product is annotated as intraflagellar transport protein 52 homolog. The record is from RefSeq and is a predicted model, not a curated record. Gene Ontology annotation, cellular component: cilium; intraciliary transport particle B; centriole. Lineage: Eukaryota; Metazoa; Arthropoda; Insecta; Hemiptera; Cicadellidae. Gene Ontology annotation, biological process: cilium assembly; intraciliary transport. The transcript is spliced from 9 exons. Bases 314 to 1642 code for a protein of 442 amino acids.